Telopea speciosissima is the source of this 2307-nucleotide messenger RNA. RefSeq names its product putative pentatricopeptide repeat-containing protein At1g68930. Gene Ontology annotation, molecular function: RNA binding; protein binding; zinc ion binding. Gene Ontology annotation, biological process: RNA modification. Lineage: Eukaryota; Viridiplantae; Streptophyta; Magnoliopsida; Proteales; Proteaceae. The transcript has a single exon. Bases 40 to 2271 code for a protein of 743 amino acids. The record is from RefSeq and is a predicted model, not a curated record.
GAUGUAAGAUUGUGACAUUGAUUGACACAUCAUAUCAUAAUGUUCUAUGUUUCAGAGCAGUACAAGGCACUGCUAAAACUAGUGAGCGAGGCCCAGAACCAAAGUCAAGCAAAGAAGCUCCAUUGCAGCAUAAUCAGAAUCCUUACAAACCCAGAUACUUUUCUCUCAAACAAUCUCAUUAGCGCGUACUCUAGAUUGGGCAACUUAGCUUACGCUCACCGUACGUUCGAUCAAAUCCCUCAACCUAACAUCUUCUCAUGGAAUACCAUCCUAUCUGCCUUUUCGAAGGCUGGUCGCCUCUUUGAAAUGCAAGAAAUCUUCAAGCGAAUGCCUGAUCGUGAUGGGGUUUCUUGGAAUUCCGUUAUUUCGGGCUACGCUUCUUGUGGAUUGGGAUAUGAUUCGGUGAAGACCUACAAAUCAAUGGUGAGUGAUGGCCCUGAGAAUCUGAAUCGGAUUACUUUCUCCACAAUGCUAAUCUUGUCUGCAUAUUUGAGUUCUAUCGUAUUGGGUAGACAGAUUCAUGGGCAGAUCGUGAAAUUUGGGUUUGAAUCAUAUGUUUUCGUGGGUAGCCCUUUGGUAGACAUGUACACAAAAGCUGGCCUAAUAUUUGAUGCAAAGAGGGUAUUUGACGAAAUGUAUGAGAGAAACAUAGUUCUGUACAAUACAAUGAUCACAGGGUUCUUACGGAGUGGGAUGAUCGAUGAGGCAAAGCAUUUGUUUCAUGAAAUGUCUGAUAGAGAUUCAAUUUCAUGGACGACGAUGAUUACAGGGCUUACCCGAAAUGGAUUGGAUCUAGAAGCAUUGGACGUUUUUAGAGAGAUGAGAUUGGAAGGCUUGGUUAUGGAUCAAUUCACUUUUGGAACUGUCUUCACUGCUUGUGGGAGUCUUGUAGCUUUGGAACAAGGUAAGCAGAUCCAUUGUUAUAUAAUUAGGACUGAAUAUAUGGAUAAUGUUUUUGUAGGUAGUGCUCUUGUUGACAUGUACUCCAAGUGUGGAAGCAUAAGAUCUGCAGAGACAGCUUUCAAGCGAAUGACCCAUAGAAAUAUUGUAUCUUGGACGGCAAUGCUUGUGGGUUAUGGUCAAAAUGGGUUUAGCGAGGAAGCUGUGAAGAUUUUCUCCCAGAUGCAAAGAAAUGGGGUUCAGCCUGAUGAAUUUACACUAGGCAGCGUGAUUAGCUCAUGUGCUAAUCUAGCAAGUUUAGAAGAGGGUUCACAGUUUCAUGCUCAUGCCCUUGCAUUGGGUUUGGUUACUUCUCUUACAGUUUCCAAUGCACUCAUUACCUUGUAUGGUAAAUGUGGAAGUCUUGAAGAUUCUCACCGCUUGUUUAAUGAGAUGCAUAUCAGAGAUGAAGUUUCUUGGACUGCACUUGUUUCGGGGUAUGCCCAGUUUGGAAAAGCCAAGCAGACAAUUGAGUUAUUCGAAAGGAUGUUGGCCGAUGGCUUGAAACCCGAUGGAGUUACCUUCAUUGGAGUUCUUUCAGCUUGCAGUAGAGCAGGACUGGUGGACAAGGGAUAUGAGUAUUUUCAUUCCAUGGUGCAAAAACAUGGAAUAAUGCCAACUUCAGAUCAUUACACAUGCAUGAUAGAUCUUCUUAGUCGAGCAGGGAGAACAGAAGAGGCAAAAGAUUUUAUAGAGAGGAUGCCUUGUUGUCCUGAUGCAAUUGGAUGGUCAACAUUACUUAGCUCAUGUAGACUUCAUGGUAACUUGGAAAUUGGGAAAUGGGCAGCUGAUUCUUUGCUAGAAUUAGAACCAGAGAACCCUGCAAGCUAUGUUUUGCUCUCAAGCAUGUAUGCUUCUAAAGGGAAAUGGGAUGAUGUUGCUCGUUUAAGAAGAGGCAUGAGAGAUCGAGGAGUGAGGAAGGAACCCGGUUUUAGUUGGAUUAAAUAUAAGAAUAGGGUCCACAUAUUUUCAGCUGAUGACAGAUCAAAUCCAUAUUCAGACCAGAUAUAUGCUGAACUGGAGAAGCUCAACCAAAAAAUGGUAGGGGAAGGUUAUGUACCUGACAUGAGUUCUGUUCUCCAUGAUGUAGAAGCAGCAGUGAAAAUAAAGAUGCUUAGCCACCAUAGUGAGAAACUAGCAAUUGCUUUUGGGUUGAUUUUUAUACCUGCUGGCUUGCCUAUACGAAUUGUUAAGAAUCUCAGGGUCUGUGGGGAUUGCCACACUGCAACUAAAUUUAUUUCUAAGAUCACCCAGCGAGAGAUCCUUGUAAGAGAUGCUGUCAGGUUCCAUCUGUUCAGAGAUGGAACAUGUUCAUGUGGAGAUUUCUGGUGAUGUGGUUUUGCUUUGCCAGAAGUGAAAAACUUGAGG